Capsaspora owczarzaki ATCC 30864 is the source of this 3687-nucleotide messenger RNA. RefSeq lists its product as hypothetical. The coding region runs from base 1 to 3687 and encodes 1228 amino acids. The record is from RefSeq and is a predicted model, not a curated record. The transcript is spliced from 2 exons. NCBI's taxonomy places the organism in Eukaryota, Filasterea, Ministeriida, Capsasporidae.
AUGGCGGGUGUGCCUACGUCCCCGCCUGCAUCCACUGCAGCGCCAGUGCCAGUGCCAGUGCCAGUGCCGCCACAUCCAGGCAGCAGCCUCGUCUACCACGUCUACUACGGCGGCGGCGCACCAGGGACGCCCGCGCAGAUUGUCGUGCAGCACCACCAUCCGAUGCCGUCGGCUUUCUCAGCAGCCAGCAGUCCCGCCGUGCUCCACCACCAGCACCACCACCAGCAGCAGCCACCACCACUAGCGCAGCCCGUCCAGCAGCAGCAGCAUCCUCCUCCGCCUCUGAUUCCGUCGGGCGUGUUUGUCUCAUCGCCAGCAGGACCCCAGUUUCUUCACAAUGCCGCUCAAGCAGUAAGUUCGCCUGGUUGGUACUCGUUCGCACCACCGAGCCAGCACUCUGCAUGGGCGUCGCCGUCUGCUGCUUCUACUAGUACUGCUGGUGCUGCUGCUGGUGCUGCUGGUGCUGCUGGAAUGCAUCCGCGCGAACAAGCUUUCUACGUGCAUUCACAGACGCUGCUCGGGGAUUUGGCCAGUCGGCUCGGUGGCCACGCUGCUUCGUUCGCAUCCAACAUGGCGUCGCACCCAGCUGCUCAGACAGACCCAUCCCAGAGCGGGGCCGAUGCUGCAAACUCUGCGCCGCUCAGCCUGGGCCUCAAUCCUGAGCAGUCGCGCAUGCUGACCUCGGCGCUUCUGAGCCUCACGGUCAACAUUCUCGGCGGCUUGUUUGUGUUGCUCAUGUACUUUAACUUUAUUCUCUUGCGGCCGUAUCUGGCGCCAAUGUUUUGGGCAGUGCUGUGCUCCUUGCCGCUCCGAUCGACGCGCGUCUGGCUAGGGCAGGAGAUUCGGCGCGCCCUCGACACGACAGCACAGCUCUUCCAGAUUGUCACUGGAAGUGGCGCCAGCCCUGUCGCCGACGAUACCCCGCUCAUCAUGUCGUACUCGUUCACGCGAUCGUUGCUGCGUAUGUUUACUGUCUUUCGAUCCGCUGUGCGCGUCUUCCACAUGAUGCUCGUACGGCUGUACUGCGACAUGCGAGAGUAUGCCGAGGCCUUCAAGGUCAAGUUCUUGGCCGCCUGGAAGCGAACCAUGCGUCGACAGCCACCUCGCAUUCCGCCGCCACCGCCUCAUCCGCCAUGGUCGCAGGCGUACCAAAGCGACGUGAACAAUGAGUCGCUCGGCACGGCGUCCAAGCGCAACUCGCUCGUCCUGAACGACGGAGCCGGUCCGCUCGGCUCGCCAACUCGAUCCCGUGGGUCGAGCUUUACCACCACCGCGAACGACUUUGGCGACACUAGCUUUCAGGAUGAUUUACAAGCACCUCCGAGUCCCGAUCCGCAGCACCGAUCGACGCUUUUUUCGGCCCACGCCCACAGCAGCAGUCUUUUCAACGCGGUGGAUCGCGGGUCAGCGUCCUCCAUUCCAGCACCUCAGCCAAAUCACGAGGCCGAGGGGCUGGAGGACGAAGAGGAUGUUGUCGUUGAUGAUGAGGAUGGCGGCGGUGGCGAUGAGAAUGAUGCCGAGCAGCCAAUCCCGCAACCUCCAGCCUCCCCUCCCAUGUACAUGCCAUCCUCGCCGCUGCGCAACGAAUUCUCGCAGGAACCGCAAGCGUCCAUAAGCGCCAAGUACUUCCGUACCUUGUUCCUUUGCUGUCUGCUCUACAUUUCCUGGGAGCUGGUCUUUGAGGUGAUUGGUGUCGGCACCCUCUUUUUGUUUGUCGCCCUCUGCGGAAUGGCGUUCAUUUGUGCGCUCGCCAUCAUUUCAAUCCUGCUGUUCGUCUACGGCAAUAGCCCGUUCCACAUCUACGAACAUCUCGUGGAUGUGGAUCAGCACUUCAAUGGCUGGCCUUCGCGAGCGCUGGGCAAAAUUCGCGACUUUAUCAUCUUCCCUUACCGACUCGUGGGAGGCUCCAUCUACCACAUGCUGCGGAGCAACGCCGAAGUCAUCGCGACAGUUCUAGUCAUCCUGGCCCUCCUGUUUGGCCUGACAGUCGGGUCGCUCGCGCUCUCGUACAAGUGCUUUUCAGAGACGCGCGAUCUUGCCGACACAACCUACCACUUUUUGGACGAGAAGGUCGUGCACAACACCAAGGUCGUUGCACUGCUGGAUGACCCCCGGCUGCGUUCGGCCGUCCAAACGGUCGUCAAUGCCUCGACCACCUAUGUCGAGAGUCGGUGGACGGAGGUGUUUGGCCCGGACAUCAGCUUCCAGCAGAUUGCCAGCUUGAUCAGCGAAACCUUCCACAAAUCUGUGAAUCCCGGACCUCCGGUCAAUUGCGUGUCGCCCGCCCUCACCUACACGAUCAAGUUGCGCGAUUCCUUCCGCUGUCGCGCUUGGGAAGAGGACGAGUGCGAUGAGUACGUGCCACGCAUGCGGCGCCGAGGCAGGCUGAAUCACCAGCAAGCCACGGUAGACGAUGCUGCAGCAGGGCAAGACGGUCCCCCGAUCACGGAGCCUGGUGGUAGUUCCACGAGUAGUUUCAGUAGUAGCGGUGGUGGUGGUGGUGGCGGUGGCUCCGCUUCCGCUGGCACCACAGGAUGCGGCGACCAUUCUCGCGAUGGCUUUGUCGACGAAGGGCGCCGACCAGCAGCCCGGAUGCAAAGCAGCGCCCGCUCACGCUGGCGUGGCAACAGAGGGGCGGCUGCGCCCAAGCCCUCUCGUGUGUCGAAAUUUGUCCGAGAGCAUCUGCAGGGCGCUCCAACCAUCUCGACUCUGAUUCUGGCAGUGGCCGAGGGCAACUUUGCCUCGCUGGCCGACAAGCAGCUGUACGCCUCGGCCUGGUCUGAGCUGAGUCUUGGCUUCCAGCGCUUCCUCGGCAACGACGUCGAUCCAACCACCGUCCUGCAGGGGGUGUCGACGUCAGCGUCUGCGCUCGGCUCUGGCUUUGCGCGCAGCGUCUUGCUGACGCUCACGUCGUCCUACAACAUUGCGCUCUCGGUUGUUUCGUUCAUGGUCAACUUUGGCGUCUCCUUUGUCAUCUUCUUGUCCAGCCUGUACUACCUGCUCAUUGCCGAACACGAUGUGAUUUCUGCCCUGUUCAACAAGCUCGUCAUGCUGGAUCAGCACUGGAAGACCAACGUGUCCACUCGCCUCUCAACGUCUGUCACCCAAGUCUUUUCUGCCUCGCUGAAGACUGCCGCGUUUCAUGCCAUCUUCACGUGGCUGUCCUUUUCCGUCUUGGGUCUCGACCUGGUAUACAUUAGCUCGCUGCUCGCCGCGUUCUUUGCCCUUGUCCCAUUCGUGCCCUCCUACCUUGUCAGUCUCAUCGGGUUUGUCCAGCUGCUCUUUGACGACUACUUUUGGACGGGCGUGUUUCUAGUGGGAGCUCACCUGAUUGUUUCGUGGGUGGUCGAUCCCGAAAUUCUGACGGAAAUCAAGCAUGCGCACCCAUACAUUACUGGUCUGAGCAUUCUGCUUGGUUUGUACGCCUUUGAUCUACCUGGAGUGGUCAUUGGUCCGCUGCUCGUGUGCGUCGUCCAACUCAUUGCCCGCUUGAUUCAAGAGCAACAACCCCGCGCCAGUGCCAGUGCCACAACAGCGCCUCCUCCUUCAUUGCUUUCGGCGCAGUCGAGCUUUGGAACACCACGGCUGAUACACACCCAGCCAUCAUCCCCAGCCGCCGCCGUCGCCGCUGGCGAGCUAUUUCCCCCAGAAUUGCCCACGGCUACCUCAGCCCAAACUCCUCAUUAA